Molecule: messenger RNA, 3249 nt
Organism: Strigops habroptila (Kakapo)
Lineage: Eukaryota; Metazoa; Chordata; Aves; Psittaciformes; Psittacidae
Gene: SACK1F
Product: family with sequence similarity 83 member F
Exons: 5
Coding region: 16-1539 (507 amino acids)
Source: RefSeq, a predicted model, not a curated record
GCGGGAGCCGGCGGCAUGGCGGAGUCCCAGGUGCUGCUGCUGGACGAGCUGCACGUCAACGAGAAGGUGACGGAGACCCAGGCCCGCUUCUACUACAGCGAGGAGCAACGCCGGGCCCUGGAGGCGCUGGUGACCCGGGGCGAGGCGGCCUACCGGGAGGCGCUGAGGAAGGAGCAGCUCCGUGACUUUCUCUCCAGCCAGGAGCUGCAGGCCCUGCGGAGCGGAUGGCGGGGAUACGACGACCCCGCGGAGGGUGGCAAGGUGGCGCGGGGGCCGGGCGGAGAGACCCUCUCGCUGGCCUACUGGCCCGAGUGCUCGGACACGGAGGUGCCCCCGUUGGACUUGGGCUGGACCGACAAGACCUUCUACCGGGGCAUCAGCCGGGUAGCCCUCUUCACGCACCCCCGCAAGGAGGAGGGUGCACCACACCUGAAGGAGGUGGUGCGGGAGAUGAUCCAGCAGGCGCAGAAGAUUAUUGCAGUGGUCAUGGAUGUGUUUACAGACCGGGACAUCUUCCGCGAUAUUGUUGAUGCAGCAUACAAGCGCUGGAUCCCAGUCUACAUAAUCCUAGAUGAGGAGGGUGUGAAGCUCUUCCUGGAAAUGUGCAGAUGCCUUGACCUCAGUGACUUGCAGAUCCGGAAUAUCCGUAUACGUUCUGUGACAGGAGUUGGGUUCUACAUGCCAGCAGGGAAGAUCAGAGGCACACUGGCAUCCCGAUUUCUGAUGGUGGAUGGUGAAAAGGUGGCCACUGGAUCAUACAGCUUCACAUGGAGUUCAUCCCACAUUGACAGAAACAUUCUGCUAGUCUUGACAGGACAGCACGUGGAGAUGUUUGACAUUGAAUUUCGUGAGCUCUAUGCCAUCUCAGAGGAGGUUAAUUUCCACAAGGAACUGGGUAUUGCUAACCCAUUCCUUCUUGGAAUUGGGAAGCCAGGCUUUCAUUCCUCCACUGUAGCUCGGAAGUUCAUUAACCCCAAGUAUGGUUUAGUGGCAGGGGCAACCCGUGGUGAUAUGAUGCUCUGGGCUUCACGACACAGGCAAGAUAAUCAGGGGAACAUGGAAAAGGAUGAAUCAAGUGAGUCAAAGAAACGGUUAAAUCAGUUUCUGAAUGACUUAGUCACAUUGGAGCAAGAGUUCCCGGAAAUUGAUCCUCCUCUGGAGAACUUGAACAAACUGAAUCGGAGCCCCCAGAAACUGCUGUCUCGGCUCCACAUGGACCUGAAAAAUAAAUCUAAAUCCAGAGAGUCUAUUCGUGAUGUGAAGAAAGAAGAUGCACAGGCCAAUUCAAAGCAAGGAAAACGGUUUGCAAGUGGGCUUUUUAGUCGCAAGGCCAAACGGUCUCCAGGCUCAAGCAUUGAGGCCAAUUCUUUUGCCAGUGAAGGACAUUCAGGAGAAGAUCUUGGGAACAUGAAACUGGAAUAUGAGCGGCUCAGCAUUGGCCAUGCCAGUGUUCGGAGCACUGGAGGCACCUCAGGUAACCUGGGUCCAAACUCCGCUAUGAGCGAUAAAAACAAACAAUCUACCUGUGUGUUAUCUUGAUUGGGAAGGAUUGUCUGGAGAACCGAAGACUGAACAAGCUGGAACAGUAACCUCUUGAUUGCUUUUGAACCUACAGCCAUACCUCAUGCAGUGGUCUGUAAAGCCACUGUGUGGUCCUGGAUUCACCUGGCACCCCCAGUUAAAGCACAUUUACUGGGUGAAGCAUAGACUUUGGAUGGUUGGUCCCUAAAAUGAGAGUGAUGAAUGUAUUAGUCCAUAUGUCUGUGUGCACACAUAUUUUAUAUAUAAAAACAACUGUGAUGGCUGGUCUAAGAGCUUGCUCUGUGUCCAGAUAAAUGCAGGAGAUUUUCUGGCUUACUUGUGCUGCUACUUCGGUCUGUCUAGCUACAGACUCAGAGUGACUGUGUCGCAUUGUUUACUCUACUGCAUUGCAGAAAUGUAUUGGUCUGACUGGCUGGAAGGCUAAAUCCGAUCGAAGUGGCAAAUUCUGGGUGAAAUAAGAAUGUUUACAGACAGCGUAGUAAUCCUUUGUCCACAAGGAGUCUUCCUGUAGAUUCCCGUUGUCACUUAUCCACACAGAAAUGACUGGUCUGGGAGAAGGGUUUAGCUAGUGGAGGCCAACAGAUUAGUAUCUUAACUGUAUGUAGCAGUCAAACAAAGUGAUUUAGCAAGAAUGUAGUAAAGAGAAAAAAUGGAUGUUUAACCUGCAGCUGAGACUGGGUCAGGAGAAAUGCCUUGUAAGGGGGACUGGGCAGGAUCUGGGAGCAAUAGUGGAGCUUUCAGUGACUGUUACAAAAUCCUCUUUGUUGCUAAUUCAGCAACACUUUGCCAUUCAUGGAAACUGAAUGAUUAAGGAGCACAUCUUUGAGGAUUGAAAGAGGAAGCACAGGAGGCAUACAAACUUUUCAAAUGUUUCUUUUUAAGUUAACCUUUCCAAACUCUAAAUCAUGCCAAAAUCAAGAGCUUUAAUCCAUGAGAAGCACUGCAUGCAGUCAGACAAAAGGCCAUCUAAUCUGCUAUCCUGUCUCUGAGGAUAGCCAGUAACAUGUGAUCACAGAAGCAUAAAAUAGAAAGCUUGUAUACAGAGGUCUUUCUCUGACACUGUUCCAGCAGUCCAUGGACUUUCUGAACUGGCAGUUCCUUCUGGACCUGGCCUUAAUGAAUGCACUUAGUCCCUUUUUAAAUAAUCCUUUUCUGCUUCUGGCCUCCAUAGUGUUCUGUGGCAGUGAACCCUGAGUUCAUUGCAUGGUAUGAAAAAGAACUGUUGUCAGGCUGGUUUAAUGGUUUUCUUGAUGACCCCUAUUUCUUCUCUCCUUGCCAUUUGUGAUUUUGCAGAACUCUGUCAUAUGUCCUCAGUCACCACUUUUUCCAAGUUGCAGGUUCACAGUAUACAUAGCUAUUCAUUAUAUGGGACCUGACUGACACCUCUGUACUCUUGUUUCCUGGCCCUUUUCCAGUUCCAACCACUAACAGAGUGUAGAAGUGGGUUGUUUUUGUUUCUUCAGUGUGUGGAUUGAUGUUUCACUGGGCUUUCUCACCAUCUAAAUUACAUACUCUGCUGUCGUAUAUAAGCCCUCUUGUGAUACCUAAGAAAAAUAAAUCCUAAUUGCAAGUAGACACCUGAAAACUAACAUACCUGCUUGCAAAAAAAAAAAAACCACCACUCUCCAAACAUCAGAAAAACACAGGUUUGGUUUUUUUUUUGUUUAGAGAAAGCAUCCGUGUUUUUCACUGCACAAAGAAUUCACA